Plenodomus lingam JN3 is the source of this 357-nucleotide messenger RNA. RefSeq lists its product as uncharacterized. Lineage: Eukaryota; Fungi; Ascomycota; Dothideomycetes; Pleosporales; Leptosphaeriaceae. The record is from RefSeq and is a predicted model, not a curated record.
AUGAGGCUCACUAUCUCGGCCUGUGUUCUACUCAUCGCAAACUUUGUCUAUGGACUCAACUUUGAGUGUACCUGCGCUGGUAUCGACCCUCCCCCCGUUAUGCAAGGUCUUGUAAGCUUGUGCUGCGGUGGAACAGGGAUAGACACGCCUGAAGGCAAGUCUGGUCCUGGAUCAUGGAAUGGAAAGGGAAUCUGCACAUUCGACUUGCCUAAUACAAAAGUAACAACGAAUCAAGCCUCUGAAUCAUUCAAGGCUUGCUGUUUGGCAUCUUCGUGCAGGAAGGAAAUUCACUGGUGGUUCGUGCCGGGAAGUUUGGGUCUGAGAAAUACUUAUGAGAGUUGGCGGUGGGUGAGCUAG